This is a messenger RNA of Heterotrigona itama, 3016 nucleotides long. The record is from the annotation of a GenBank genome assembly. NCBI's taxonomy places the organism in Eukaryota, Metazoa, Arthropoda, Insecta, Hymenoptera, Apidae.
CGGCGUUUCAGGUAUCUGAUAGCUUUCAAAAAUUUACUGAGGAGCAUCGAGAGCUUGGGUAUUGCUUCCGUGUACGGAAUCAAUUACUUUGGACGCGGGAUCCUUCUGGGGGACAAUUACGUCAGCUAUGUUCGCCACGAAGCUCUUGGACGUGAUCUUCUUUCCGGAUCUCUCACAUACGUGCCUUCUCUCAAAAAUUUUUACGCAGAGCUCACCCGCACCAUGCCAGACUAUGGAAGAAUUAAAUCUAGACGAGAUGAAAUCCUCCAGAACCAGAAGAGGGAACCAAGUGUAGAGGAUGCUAUCGCUUAUUUCGAUUCAAUGGCAACUUACGUGGACGAGCUGCGUAAACUUCAACGAGAAUUACGUCACAUGAUUAGGGAUUAUGUGAAUUCAACUUUGCAAGACGCGAGUAACAAAGAAGUUGCUGGGAUAGCUAUAGUGGUGCUAGUGUUGGUCGUUUCCCCUAUCAUUAUAAUAUUAGUACGUAAUGCGGUUGCGACGAUACAAAUGUACGCGGCCAAUUUAGCGCAAAAGGCACGGGAACUGAAGCAGGAAAAAGGGAAGAGCGACACGUUGCUCUUUCAAAUGUUGCCGCCUAGCGUUGCUCAACAACUGAAGCAAACUCAACAGGUUGUCACCUUCCUAAAUUCCAUCUACAAGUUGUUCGACGCGCGUAUCGAAUGUUACGAUGUGUACAAAGUUGAAACCAUUGGCGAUUCGUACAUGGUUGCCUCUGGCCUGCCCGUUAGAAACGGAGACAAACAUGUGUCUGAAAUAGCGACAAUGGCCCUCGAUCUCCUGGCAGCCUCGUCGGUAUUCCAAGUACCGAAACGACCCGGAGAACGUCUUCAAAUACGAAGUGGUGCCCACACAGGGCCGGUAGUCGCUGGGAUCGUGGGAAGCAAAAUGCCUCGUUAUUGUCUCUUUGGGGAUACUGUGAAUACAGCCAGUCGUAUGGAAUCAACCGGAGAAGAAACCCACUCAAGGUCGUAAGAACCGACUGUCCCACCCGAAUCUUCACAUUACUCCUGUGAAGCCACCCCCUCAGUCGCAGUCGAGCAUCGAGUCGCAGGACUCGACGACGUACGAGGGGACUCAAUCAACGACACCUUGUCCACCGAGUUAUUCUCCCGCGAGUCAACGAAGUCGUUAUUCCCAACCGAAUCUGCCCACGCUCUUAAUAUCACACGAUAAAAGAUCCGGAGACCGGCGUAUAAGAAUGUCCCAGCCUACGUUGAACUCGAGCUUCAGCGGUAUCAAUUUCGUCGGGAUGAAUCGUAACUCCAGACUGUCUUACACUAGUCUUAGGGCAGCUUCUGGGGACAAUAGCAUUAACGAGGAGGAGAGGUUUUCAGCGCGAAGCGUGCAAGGCUUUGGCGGUGGAAGCUCGAGGGGAAGUUUAACGAUGGAUCAAGGUACCUCGAGAUUGUCACAGCCAGACGUAACGAGAUUCACCUUGCGCCAGGAGAUAUCGGCGAAGCGGGAUCGACUUUCCCAGUCCACUUUAGUUAUCGGUGAUUACCACCCUGGUCGUGGCCAGCAGAGAUUAUCCCAACCAUGCCUAAGCACAGGGAAAGAUCUUAAUUUGCCCACGAUGGUUUUCCAUUCUCCCUCUCCGCCGCCCGUGAAGCACAAGAGAUUCUCCCCUGCCAUACACGCCAGCCAGAGGGACCGUCUGUCGCAGUUGGACAUUGGUGCUAAAUACAGAAAUUUCAAAGAGUCCGCUGUGACGAAAUUCAAUCGGGACAGAUUCUCAAUACCGGAACUGGAGACGCAGAACGAUCUUAAGCUGAUAGCUGGCACGCCGAAGCAACGAUUCAGUUUGGACAGUCAAUUGACUCGUAACCAGGAUGCGACUCGGUCCAGACUAUUGCCGAUAGCCAGUUCACCCAUCAGUGAACAUCAACAGCCCAAGAUCGAGGAGCAGACAACAAUCUCUGCCGGCAAACUUAAGAGCCCCACCAGAGAAGGCCUUGGAAGUGUACUCGUGGCGAGUACAACUCCAAUUCUACCACCAAAUGAAAGACAAUUGUUGUCAACCGAAUUGAACAAAAUAGCGACAGCGGUCAGCUCGACGCCGUCGGCUACGAGGCAACAGAAAAGUCAAAGGACAACGCUUAGGACAAACAAGCUUCAUAGAUCGGUCUCGCCGAUUCCCACCAGGGAAAGAAUGUCGGUGCCCGAGAUAAGAAAUUCGAGUCUCCGUCGAUUGCUCGAUCCACCGAUGAGGCAAAGACACAGCAUCACGGGCAACCUGAGACAGAGCAUAAUCUCCCCGAUCAAACCCCUCGACUUUGGCAGAAAGUCGCCGAAGCAUUUGUUCGAAGAGGCUUUGGAAAGAUUCUGGAAGGACGAGAAAGAUGAGAAUCGAAAGAACGAGAUGUCGAAUUCGCAGACCAUCGCCGACAUUGCCGACGAACCUAAACACAUUCAGAAACAUUACUCGUACACGUACGAGACGGACGACAGUUCCUCGAUACUUGGAAAGAUAAGCAUGUCCGCGAUACCAAAGAAGAAAUAUUUGGAGAGUAAUUUCGAUGAGAACGAACAGGUGAUCACUACGGUGAUCGAAACCGACGUGCCAAUGAUAACGGCCAAUCCGAAGUACGUGAAGAAAUCGUCGUACUCGAGCGAGACCCCGAAGUGGAUUAGAAAAUAUUUGGAAAGCGAAAGCCCGAGAGUAGGAAGGAAGAUGACGAGCAACAAAGAGAAAUCUAACAGAAGGAACAGUCGGAGGAAAAGCUCUUUGGAAUCGGUGGAAGGCGAGAAAAUUACAGACAAAGUUCGUUCGAAGUCGGUGAGCAGCGGUGAAAGGAGCCCGAUGCUAAGGAACACCGGCAUACAGUCCGAGUUGAAGAACAUGAAGAACACAUACGUGAGGAUCGUAUCCUCGAAUAAAACUCAAGAGAACAGGUACGAGGUAAAGAUAGAGGACAACUGGAUCCACGAGAACAAUCACGGAUUGUAUGACGAUGAAUGCGACGAUACGGAUUCCGACGACUCCACGUCCAUU